Molecule: messenger RNA, 855 nt
Organism: Closterium sp. Naga37s-1
Lineage: Eukaryota; Viridiplantae; Streptophyta; Zygnematophyceae; Desmidiales; Closteriaceae
Source: the annotation of a GenBank genome assembly
AUGAACGAUUUGUUAUGGGGCGCGAGCCCUCCGCGCCGUUCGAGCACGGAUGAGGUGGACUUGGAGGUCGGUGGGGUGGAAGAACCGGGGGAGAUGGAUCAGCGCAUGGAAGAGUUCCAUCGCGAGGUGAAAGACAUCAACGAGAGCAUGGAUCAGAUGAGAGGCAAGCUAACGCGACUGCAGGACGCACACGAGGAGAGCAAACGAGUCACGCGAGCGUCAGCCAUGAAAGCUAUAAAGGAGCGCAUGGAGGGGGAUAUCGACCAAGUGCUGAAGAUAGCACAGGGAAUCAAGCGCAAGAUUGAAGCUCUUAACAAAGCUAACGAGGAGAGCCGCAAGGUGCCAGGGUGCGAAAAGGGCUCCGCCACAGACCGGCAACGAAUGACCAUCACCACCACCCUGUCCAACAAGCUGAAAGCGCUCAUGAACGAGUUCCAGGAGCUGCGGGACAAGUUCCAGCGGGAGUACCGUGACGUGGUGGAGAGGCGCUAUUUCACAGUCACGGGGCAACGCGCGGAUGCAGAGACGAUUGACACGCUUAUUGAUAAUGGGGAGAGCGAGGCGAUUUUUCAGAGGGCGAUUCAGGAGCAGGGGAGAGGACAGGUGAUGGAUACACUGGCUGAGAUUCAGGAGCGGCACACUGCAGUGCAGGACAUUGAGAAGCAGCUGCUGGAGCUGCAUCAGAUCUUCAUGGAUAUGGCAGUGCUGGUGGAGUCGCAGGGCGAGCUGCUGGAUAACAUCGAAGUGCAGGUGGGGCAAGCAGUGGACCACGUGCAGCAAGGCACAAAGCAGCUAGUGGAAGCACGCAAGACGCAAAUCAACACUCGCAAGGUGAGUGCUGCUGCCUGCUGCUGA